Molecule: messenger RNA, 2601 nt
Organism: Schistosoma haematobium
Lineage: Eukaryota; Metazoa; Platyhelminthes; Trematoda; Strigeidida; Schistosomatidae
Exons: 1
Coding region: 124-2601 (825 amino acids)
Biological process (GO): protein homooligomerization; potassium ion transmembrane transport
Cellular component (GO): membrane; voltage-gated potassium channel complex
Molecular function (GO): delayed rectifier potassium channel activity; protein binding
Source: RefSeq, a predicted model, not a curated record
GUAAAUUAAAAGUACUUGAAAUAUGCUGCUUUUACAUUUAAAUGUAGUUUGGUUUUCACUAAUACAAAAGAACGUAAUUUAUAAGAUUUCGUUGUAUAUAACUUAACAGAAAGCAUAUUAUUGAUGAAGGAAUGUAUUAUUCACAAUUUUAUGGCAGAAUAUUUAUUUAAUCAAUUGAAUCUUUUUGACUUCAUAACACUUACACUGGAAUUUGAGAACAAAGAAAUUUUAAUUAUUCGUCUUAUAAUAUUAAUUUUAACUGUCAAGAUGCUUUAUACAACAUCAUUAAUGAAAGUGAUUCCACAGACUCCUAAAAAUAUUGAAUCAGAUAAAUUCAUAUUUUCUUCAACUCCAGAAAUUUCACAUGGAACAAAUCGAAGUCGUGAUUUUUUCGGUUUAAUAAAAAGGCGUCCAACUAAUGAAAAAAGUAUUUAUUCACGUCAUCCACUGUAUCAUCAUGCUCCACAUUGUCGUCAUCAACAACAACAUCAACGUUAUCAUAGUCAUCUACGUAAACAAUGUCCAUAUCGAUGUAUAACUCAUAAACCUAGUACAUCAAAAUCUCAAAUGGCAAUUCACAAAUCAAUAAGUAAGCAACUUUCUUUACCAGUUGAAUAUACAGAUGAGCAAAAAUCAUUUUAUUCUUCUACUGGAUUAUUACAGACUCAUUCUAUUAUGGAUGAUGAUAUUGAGUCUGGAUUAAAUAUACAUGACGAUGAUUUGCAUUCCUGUGUAAGUAUACAUAAAUCCAAUAUAACAAUUGAGAGACCGAAUUCCUAUCACUCAGGUAGUUCUUCUACUUCUUUAACCUCAUGUUUAAGAUGCCUAAAUUCAGGCCAAACUGUAUCAUCUCAUACAAAAGCUGUUGAUGAAAUAAACUAUGAUUCAGAACCACAAUGUUCACGUAAUUCUGUUACAUCAAAUAUAUCAAAGUUAAAAUAUUUUGAUGAUACAGAUACAAGUAAUUUAUUUGUAAAUGUACAGAAAGAUACAUUUAAAGAUCGUCUACUUUAUUUUCCUACAAUAAGUAAUCAAUUAAUGUUGACAAAUCCUACUAAACGUCCAUUUUAUUCUAAUCAUAAUAAUUCUGAUGAGAUUGAAAAAUAUGAUAGUACUAGUGCAAUUGAUGCUAAAUUUUCACUACCAAAAAAAGAAUUGAAAUUUGCUGUACCAGAAUUUUUAAUGCCCAUUAUAGAUCGUCGUACAUCAUCACAAAUAUUUAAUGUUAAACAAAUAUCGGCAUCAACAUUAAAUAUUGAAAAUAAAUUGUUGAAAAGACGAAAAACUAUUAAAGAACGUUUCAAACAAUUACACAGUGAUUAUGAUGGUAGUAAAUUUUGGAAUAAAUUAAAUAAAAAUUUUAAAAUGAAUAAAGUUAAAAACUUGUCCAAUACUAGAUCAAGAUCAAGUAUGGCUAUUUCCAUGGAUUAUACACAUCAUAAAGAUUCUGUUUCACGAUCUAGUAUUACAUCAUGUGAUGAUUGUAGACGUAUUACCAUUAAUGUAAGUGGUUUAAAAUUUGAAACAUGGCUAACUGUACUUGAACGUCAUCCAACCACUUUAUUAGGUGAUUACAAUAAACGUAAACCAUUCUAUGAUGAAUAUCGUAAAGAAUAUUUUUUCGAUAGGCAUAGGCCUAGUUUUGAAGCAAUAUUUAAUUAUUAUCAAUAUGGUGGUCGAUUAAAACGACCAGCUACAGUAUCUGAUGAUGUCUUUCUUACUGAAUUAGAAUUUUUUCAAAUUGAAUCUGAAGCAUUAGAUGUAUAUAAAAAAAAUGAAGGUUAUGUACCGGAUAUUAUUGUUUUACCAGAAAAUUUAAUAAAACGUAAAUUAUGGAUGUUAUUUGAAUAUCCAGAAACAUCUAUCUUAGCAUUUACCUUUUCAAUGGCAUCAUUUAUUUUUACUGUUAUUUCUAUUAUAUUAUUUUGUAUUGAAACAUUACCAGUAUAUGCUCAAACACAUUGUGAACCUGGAACAAGACCAAAUUUUCGUGAUCCAUUUUUUAUUAUUGAAACAUUAUGUACAUUUUGGUUUACUAUAGAAAUUUUUAUACGUUUUAUUAGUUGUCCAAGUCAAAAAAUAUUUAUUAAAGAUAUUAAAAAUUUAAUUGAUUUAGCUGCAAUUGUACCAUAUUAUAUAACAUUAUUCAAUGUUUUAAUAACAUUUAGUUGUGAAGGAGCAAAAAAUAGUGCUAGUUUAGCAUUUCUACGUGUAAUACGUUUAAUUCGAGUAUUUAAAUUAACAAAACAUUCAUCUGGUUUACAAGUACUUGUAUUAACUUUUAAAGAAAGUAUUGAAGGAUUAAGUUUAUUUCUUGUUGCAUUUAUUGUUUGUAUAUUAGUAUUUUCUAGUACAAUUUAUUAUGUAGAAAUUGAUAGAAAAGGUUCACAAAUUGAAAGUAUACCAGAUGCAUUUUGGUGGGCUGUCAUUACAAUGUGUACUGUUGGUUAUGGUGAUAAAGUACCAAAAGGACCAUUAGGAAAAGUUGUUGGUAGUAUAUGCGCUGUAGCUGGUGUAUUAACAUUAGCUAUACCAGUACCAAUUAUUACGGAAAAUUUCAAUAAAUUUUAUGCUCAUAAAACCGGUCGUGGUAGAAGAUGA